AUGCGGCUCCUCAAUGUGCGCAGCGGCGACCUCCACCAGUUCAGCAGUGACGAGCAGGUUCCGCGAUAUGCCAUAAUAUCACACACAUGGGGAGCCGAGGAGAUCAGCCUGCGCGACUGGGAGACGCUGGACCGCGCCGCCCUCAAAUCGCGGCAGGGAUAUUUCAAAAUCAAAAGGGCGAGGAUCCAGGCCAUUGACGAUGGCUUGGAAUGGGUCUGGGUUGACACAUGCUGCAUCGAUAGGACCUCGCCGGCCGAGAUAGAAGAGGCUAUCAACUCCAUGUUCCGAUGGUACGGCCGGUCGAGCGUGUGCUAUGCCUAUCUCGAGGACAUAGCCCAGCCCGUUCUAGGCGCCAGCCUAUCGGAUGCCUUGCGCGUUAGCCGCUGGUUCACCCGCGGCUGGACGUUGCAGGAGCUGAUCGCCCCUCCCGAGGUGGUAUUCUACUCGACGGGCUGGGAGGUGCUGGGCACCAAGACGGGCCUGGCCGCGGUGCUCGAGUCCCUCACGGGCGUGGACGCCGACGUGCUGCUCGGAGCCACGGACCCGGCGGGCGGGUCCGUCAGCGCGAGCCGGCGCAUGAGCUGGGCCGCCGGCCGGCGCACCUCGCGGCCCGAGGACGUGGCCUACUGCCUGCUGGGGCUGUUCGGCGCCCCCAUGCCGCUGCUGUACGGCGAGGGGCGCGAGCGCGCCUUCCGCCGCCUGCAGGAGGCGGUGCUGCUCGGGAACCCGACAGAUCACACGCUGCUUGCCUGGGGCGACGCCGUCGUCGGCCGCCGCUCCGACCUGGCGCCGCCGCCCGAGGCCCUAUCUGUGCACGACGUAGAGGCGCUGGCGUGGUCCGACGCCGACGCCGGCAGGCCCCUGCUCGGCCUCCUGGCCGACUCGCCCGACCGCUUCAGGAACUCGGCGGACCUGGUGCCCAUGACGGCCGCGGCCGAGAUGUACUACUUUGACGACGAGGACGACGGGGGCAGGUGGGAAGAGGGUGGCGGUGGAGGUCGUCGGAACGCGGAGCUGCCUGUCGCGUUCGCCGGCGGCGGCGGCCUGCGCGUGGAGCUGCCCAUGCUCGACGGCCCGGAGCCGGUGUUGUACACGUGGCGGAGCCACAAGAUCACGCAGGCGCGCCGGGGCAGGCUGGCGGUGCUCUUCUGCCACCGCAGGGGCGACCCGUACGAGCAGUUCGCCGUGCCGCUCACGUGCUCGGGCCCGGCCUCGUACGGCCGCACGCGCGAGCUGGUGGUCGGCAACUUCAACCGGUGCAUAUGGCCUGCUGCGGCCGGCGGCCCGAGGCUGAGCGCGAGGGUCCUGGUCCGGCCGGACCAGCCGCGGGAUGGCGGGCCCGGCCCGGCGCUCGGCCACGGCGACGUCGUCGUGCGGCGGUGGGCCGUCGGCAACAGCGAGGACCUGCUGAUGGGUGAGUUCCGCGACGAGCGGCACAACCGGCGGCUGAGCGCGCGCGAGGGCAUCCUGCGCAUGGGAGGCGGCGGCGGCGGCGGCGACGACACGGCCGGCGCGCUGCUGUGGAGCAUCUCGGCGCUGACCGAGUCGGAGACGCUAUGCGUGUUUGUCAAGCGGCAGCGGCCGCGGCCGCGGCCCGAGGACGACCAACGAGACCCGGCGGCCGCGGCCGCGGCGCUGGGCGCGGCCACGGUCGACAUCUGGCCGCUGUCGCGCCAGAUCGACCGCGAGACGGUGGACGAGGGCGGCACGACGUGGUUCCCGCACGGCGAGACCGAGGCCGAGGUGCUGGCGCUCGCGGCGCGCGAGCCGCCCCUGAGCCGCGUCUUCAAGCCGCCCUCGGACACGUGGAUCGCGCCCGCCGUCGGGUCCAUUCUGACCAUGGUGCUCGCGCGCGUCGACAGGAUCCCGCUCGCGGGCGGCCGCGGCGGCUGGGUUGAUGUAGUUGACGUGGUCGGCCCGUACCUGACCUCGCCGCCGCUCGACGGCACCCCUCGGACGGGGGAGUGGCUCGCCGCGGGCGAGGACGGGGGCGGAGCUGGUGGGGCCGGGGAGAGGCAGGGCACGUAUGGCAACUUCUAG
Molecule: messenger RNA, 2040 nt
Organism: Gaeumannomyces tritici R3-111a-1
Lineage: Eukaryota; Fungi; Ascomycota; Sordariomycetes; Magnaporthales; Magnaporthaceae
Product: HET domain-containing protein
Exons: 2
Coding region: 1-2040 (679 amino acids)
Source: RefSeq, a predicted model, not a curated record